Arthroderma uncinatum is the source of this 2295-nucleotide messenger RNA. RefSeq names its product tRNA-dihydrouridine(47) synthase. Gene Ontology annotation, molecular function: RNA binding; flavin adenine dinucleotide binding; tRNA dihydrouridine synthase activity. The transcript has 3 exons. NCBI's taxonomy places the organism in Eukaryota, Fungi, Ascomycota, Eurotiomycetes, Onygenales, Arthrodermataceae. Gene Ontology annotation, biological process: tRNA processing. The record is from RefSeq and is a predicted model, not a curated record. The coding region runs from base 1 to 2295 and encodes 764 amino acids.
AUGGCUUCUGACGCGCAAAACCCGGCGCCUUCUGGCACCUCAGAGCCCCAGCCUUCCAAAGGUCGGCCACUUGAGGGUGCCGCAGAUGAAGUGAACAGCAACCCCGAGGGGCCAUCGUCUAAGAGAGUAAAGCUGGAUGAAGCGCCUUCAGUCACAGCUGCUCCUAAACCUGAAAAUGGCCAGGAACGAAGAAAGGGAUUGGCGCCAAUAAAAGCAGAGUACAUCCAUCCCCGCACUUCGUCGCAAGCUGUUCAGUUUCAGGACUCUGACGCGCGCGCCAACGAUCGUCAAGGGCGUGAUGACGACGAAGCUGAAGCUGCCGGCUACAACGACCGCGAAGGUGAUGGCAAAAAGGGCAAAAACAAACGCCGUGAAAAGAAUAAGGGCAAAAAUACGAAUCGCCGCUUCCAAAGGUCCCAUGAUGAAAGAGGUUUAUGUGGGACGGUUAAUCACAAUCCUGAGUUCUCGCCGAAACCGUGUCAGUACGGUGAUAACUGCAAAUUUGAACACGAUCUUCGGAAAUACCUGAAGGAGCACAAAAAGGAGGACCUGAAAAACUUUGGAGGAAUUUGCCCGGUCUGGGAAGCCUUUGGUGUUUGUUCUGCAGGCUGGAGAUGUCGAUUUGUCGGCUCGCAUAUGACUGAGCGGGAGCUUGAGGAUGGACGGAAAGAGUUGGUCCUGGUCGAAGAUGAAGAGAAGAAAAAGAAAGCUUCCUCAGGCUUGUCUGCCCCGUCAUCGAUUAAUGCCGCUGAAUUGGGUGUCGUGAAUCUAGUAUCGACAGAGAAUAAGCAGUUGAUGACCCGGAAGAAGUUCCCUACACCAAAGGCGGACAAGUUCAACGACUGGAUCAACAUAACGUCCAAGGAGCUGGAAGAGCGUUUUCAUGGACGGAAUUUUGAGGAGGGCGAAGAUGGCGAAAAGAAGGAGACUAACGGUAAGGCGGAAGAGAAUGGUAAUGGGGAGAGUGCAGCGAAGGAAAGCUCAGAAGAAAAUAAAGCCCGGUAUACGGAGCCGCCUUUCCUCCCAUCAGAGAAGAGAAGGCUCUAUUUUGGACCAGAAACGCCUGUGCUGGCGCCGUUAACUACUCAGGGGAAUUUACCCUUUAGGCGGCUAUGCGUUGAACUUGGUGCCCAGUUUACCUAUUCUGAAAUGGCGAUGAGCGUGCCUCUGAUACAAGGUACCAAAGGCGAAUGGGCAUUGAUGAAAGCUCAUGAGUCCGAGAUCUUACCUCCAACGAUCUCCCCCAAGCAGCCAGUCGUUCAGGGAUAUGAACACUCUCGUGAUAUGAGAUUCGGAGCCCAGAUCGCAGGCAACAGGCCCUGGCAAGCGUUAAAGGCCACGGAGAUUCUUACUGCCCUCUGCCCACAUCUUCGUGUUAUUGAUCUUAACUGCGGCUGUCCCAUAGACCUAGUUUACCGUGACGGAGCUGGCUCUGCCCUUCUCGAGCACCCGUCUAAGCUCGAAAAGAUUCUUCGCGGCAUGAAUUCGGUCUCGGGGGAAGUUCCUAUCACUGCUAAAAUCCGAAUGGGCACCAAGGACAACUAUCCUACUGCCCUGAAACUAGCAGAACGUCUUGUUAUCGGUGGACAUGAAUCUAACGAACUGGGGCAAGGCCCCGCUGGAAUCGGUGCCCUCACCCUACACGGAAGAAGCCGUCAGCAACGGUACAGUCGAGCGGCCGAUUGGGGAUACAUAUCUGAAUGCUCAGCCUUGGUAAAGCGGCUGAAUGAGCAGCGCGAUGAAGUCGCGGAUACCAUACGGGAGCCAGACGAGCGGCUCCAGCCAUCAGCUGGGAAAGUGUUCUUCCUCGGCAACGGCGACUGUUAUUCCCAUGCAGAUUACAACGAUGCAAUCACCAAUUCAGGCGUAGACAGCGUGAUGGUGGCACGAGGCGCGUUGGUCAAACCCUGGAUCUUUGAAGAAAUACAAGCUGGCCAAUACAUGGACAAAUCCUCCUCUGAGCGACUUACUUACAUCGAACGCUUCGUCAAGCACGGUCUUGAGGCAUGGGGAUCCGACGAACACGGCGUUGGAACUACGAGACGAUUCUUACUGGAGUGGCUCAGCUUCACCUGUCGAUAUGUUCCGAUCGGUAUCCUUGAAUAUCUGCCGCCUAGCAUCCAAGACCGGCCGCCCGCUUGGAGAGGCCGGGAUGAGCUUGAGACACUGCUCGCGAGUGACCAUUAUCUUGACUGGAUCAAAAUAUCUGAAAUGUUCCUUGGCCCAGCGGACAAGGACUUCAAAUUCACCCCUAAGCACAAGUCGAACAGUUACGACGUCGUGGCGGAGGGCUAA